UAUGUUUUCUGUCUCAAUCAUGUGGACACAGCAGAGAAACUUUUAUCUGGCAAUAGUCUCUUAUCUCUUCAUCUCAUCUUCAGCUUCUGCAGAUUUUAACAUCAGUUUAGUUGAGCCAGCUCGGUGCUAUGGAAGAGUAGAAGUCUAUAACAGCACCAGCAGGGGAAAACUCUGUGAUGAUUCCUGGGUCUUAAAUGAUGCUAUAGUGGUCUGCAGAGAGUUGAAGUGUGGGAAGGCACUGGCAAUCUCUCAGUUGGUCAGCUUUAAUUCAUCAAAAGAAGAAAUGUGGCUUGCUGAUGUAAACUGUUCGGGGCGAGAAACGUCUCUAAUGCAGUGUCCUCAUGGAAGAUUUGGAGAAAAUGGCUGUGAACGCAAUAAGGGUGUGGUUGUUGUCUGUUCAGAGACCCUGCAGCAGCCCAACAUCUCCCUGGCAUCUCUUGAUGAAGUACAGGUCUGGGGUCCUAAUGCAGAUGCAGAGAUCACCAAGGGCCAUAGCUUUGUCUUAACCUGCUUCAUUAACUCAAGCAUCAAUCCAAGCCAUUUCAGUCUGAUCUUCUCCAACAUCCCACACAUCAAGCCAUCUGUCAACAACUCAGCUUCCUUUAGUUUCCCUGUAGCUGAGUAUAAACACCAGGGCAACUAUAGCUGUGUGUAUUACAUAACUCUGGAAUCAGAGAACUUAACUUCUACCGAGUCAGCACCGAUUCAUGUCGUCAUCAAAUUUCCUUGGCUGCUGCUGGUCUAUUUAGUAGUUCCUGCUGCGAUCCUGCUGCUACUGCUGGUCUUGAUGGUGGUGUGUCUGGUAAUCAGGAGACGACGAGCAAAACAACGUGAAGGCCAUGUCCAGAUGCAAAUUACUGCCACAAAUCGUUAUGAAGAUGAGGAGGAGGAGGAGGAGGAGGAAGAGGAGAGGGACUAUGUGAAUGUUCAACCAGUGGACAGAAACGACACACAAGAAGUGGAUGAAAACAAAACUGAUGAUCAUGAUUAUGAGAACAUGGAGAAUGAAGAUAAUUACAUAGGAUGCACACUGCUGUCUGUGAGUAUAGAGGACAGAGCAGAGGAAGAUACAGAUGAAACCAGUGAUGAUGAUAAUUAUGAGAACAUGAAGGAUGAAGAUAAUUACAUAGGAUGCACACUGCUGUCUGUGAGUAUAGAGGACAGAACAGAGGAAGAUACAGAUGAAACCAGUGAUGGUGAUAAUUAUGAGAACAUGAAGGAUGAAGAUAAUUACAAAAGAAGCACACCUCUGUCUGUGAGUAUAGAGGACAGAGCAGAGGAAGAUACAGAUGAAACCAGUGAUGAUGAUGAUAAUUAUGAGAACAUGAAGGAUGAAGAUAAUUACAAAGGAUGCACACCACUGUCUGUGAGUAUAGAGGACAGAACAGAGGAAGACACAGAUGAAACCAGUGAUGAUGAUAAUUAUGAGAACAUGAAGGAUGAAGAUAAUUACAAAGGAUGCACACCACUGUCUGUGAGUAUAGAGGACAGAGCAGAGGAAGACACAGACAAACCCAGUGAUGAUGAUGAUGAUGAUAAUGAAAACGACUAUGAAAAUGUAACGGAGGAAUAUGCUGAACAAACUGUAGACAUUUAUGGAGAGGAGCAGAAAUUUUAUCAAAUCUUUUAGGUUUCCAAUGAUUAGUAUCAACCUGGGGAGCCAACAUAUGAGAACUACACAAGAAGAAUACACACAUCAACACUUUGAAGUCCUUUGAUCUUCUCGGUGUGAACUUCUAUUUCAUAGUGUGACAUGAAUCUAAUAUCUAAUAAAAUCUAAUGCAGUGUUU
Messenger RNA from Maylandia zebra (zebra mbuna), 1790 nucleotides. RefSeq lists its product as uncharacterized. Gene Ontology annotation, molecular function: serine-type endopeptidase activity. NCBI's taxonomy places the organism in Eukaryota, Metazoa, Chordata, Actinopteri, Cichliformes, Cichlidae. Gene Ontology annotation, cellular component: plasma membrane. Gene Ontology annotation, biological process: zymogen activation. The record is from RefSeq and is a predicted model, not a curated record.